AUGAAGGUGUUAGCAGCUAUCGUCCUGGUGUGUCUGGCGGCGACGUACGCCAGGGAGCUCGAUGAUGACCAGAAGGAUCUCGUAGCAGCCGCCAGCGGCAAAUCAAGCCAUCACGAAAGCGGCGGCGGCAAGGAACACCAUGCUCAUCACCACCAUGAACACGGAGAAAAGGGCCACAAAGGACACAAAGGACACCACCACCACCACAAGGGCGAUCACAGUGAUCACGGCAAGCAUCAUCACGAAGGACACCACAAGGAACACGGUGGCGGCCACAAGAAGCACUGGGACGAACACGACCACCACGGACAUCACCACGAACAUGGCCAUCAUCACAAAGGAGGCAAACAUGGACACCACAAGCACCACGAUAAGGGAGAGAAGACCGACGGUUACCACAAGAAGUACCACAAGGACAGCUUCCACAAGGACCAUCACUUCUACGAUGACCAUCAUCAUGAAGGCAAGCACCACAAGCACGGAAAGCACCACGGACACCACGAGAAACACGACGGCGGUCACAAGAAGGGUGGUCAUCACGAACACGGUCAUCAUGAGCAUCAUCACGGCAAGCACGGUCAUCACGACAAGCAUCAUCAUGAUGAGGACCACCACGGCCACAAGGGUCACCACGGUCAUGAGGAGCAUCACCAUCACCACCAUGACCAUGGCAAGAAGGGCGGCCACCACGACCAUAAGGACUGGGGCUUCCACCAUGGAAAGAAGCACUGA
Molecule: messenger RNA, 732 nt
Organism: Ostrinia nubilalis (European corn borer)
Lineage: Eukaryota; Metazoa; Arthropoda; Insecta; Lepidoptera; Crambidae
Product: histidine-rich glycoprotein-like
Exons: 1
Coding region: 1-732 (243 amino acids)
Source: RefSeq, a predicted model, not a curated record